Molecule: messenger RNA, 2033 nt
Organism: Cylas formicarius (sweet potato weevil)
Lineage: Eukaryota; Metazoa; Arthropoda; Insecta; Coleoptera; Brentidae
Product: leucine-rich repeat-containing protein 24-like
Exons: 4
Coding region: 156-2033 (625 amino acids)
Molecular function (GO): protein binding
Source: RefSeq, a predicted model, not a curated record
AAUUUUCGUGUUAUUCGGCCGUUGCGACGCAUGUAUUUAUUUACUUAACCGUGUAGAUGGAGGCGACUUAAGGCAGAGCUGCAAGAACACAAUGAAAGAGCAAAGCUGCCGGCCGUUUACGUCAUGGGACAUUACCUCCUCAUUCAGCCCUUAAAAUGAAUUGCGUUACCCGCGAAACAGUGCUUUUGUUUCUGCUGGCCGUAACUUGCUGUAAGGGAUGUCCACAUACUUGCGUCUGCAAGUGGCGUAGCGGAAAACAAACGGUCGAAUGUAUCAAGAAGGACCUCUUGGUUAUCCCUUUGGGCAUUGAGACAGAUACUCAAGUAUUGGACGUCUCACAGAACAACCUCCGUGUCCUCGAGAGCGAGAAAUUUCUUCGAAUGAACUUGACUAACCUACAAAGGAUUUAUUUAAGCCGGUGCAGUAUCACAGUAGUCCACGAAGCUGCCUUCAAGGGACUUACUAAUUUAGUAGAGCUCGAUGUCUCCAACAACCUACUCGAAACUAUUCCGACUGGGAGCUUUCUAAGUUGUCCGUCACUAAUGCGACUCACGCUAAGCGGGAACCCAAUAAGGCAUCUGCCCAAGUUGGCGUUUAAUCAUUUAAGUUACCUGACUACGCUGGAACUCGCAGAUUGUCAAAUCUCCGUGGUUAAUGAAGCUGCGUUCGUUGGCCUCUAUAGUCUGGAAUGGCUGCAUCUGUCGGGAAAUAAAUUAACGACUUUCCCGGUAGGUAAAAGGUUUCCAAACUCCUUAAAAGGCGUUACUCUGCAAGACAAUCCGUGGCACUGUGACUGUCAUAUUCGCGACUUUUAUGACUGGCUGAUUAAGGAGCAAGUGCCCAUGAUCGUGGAACCGGUUUGCAUUCUUCCAAAAAAGUUCUCCGGAGAAUUUAUUAGGGGAGUAGCCAAAGGCGAUUUGGCCUGUGUGCCUGAAGUGUCACCAACUUCUUUUUAUUUUGAAGUCGAAGAAGGGAGAAAUAUAUCCUUGUAUUGCGAGAUUAACUCAAUUCCUUCGUCAAGGGUGUCAUGGUGGUUUGAAGGGCAACUGAUCCAAAACAACACUCGCGUAGGCCCUGAUUUCCACGUUGUCUACUAUAUAGAAAAGGGAGAGGAAGAAAAACACAGCGAGCUUUUCAUCUACAACACCGACGGCCAAGACAACGGUACAUUCCACUGCGUCGCAGAUAAUUCCGCUGGGACAUCGUCUGCAAACUUCACCCUCAGAAUACUACUCAAACGCGUCGAAGUCGCCGAAGUGGUGGAAACGUACCCGUUAGAGUAUUUACCUAUUGCCCUUGGUACGGGGUCGGUGCUAUUGAUUUUUCUCGUGAUUGUGCUGGUUGUAUGCGCGACAAAGUGUAUCAAGGUGAGAAAGAACCGACUCAAGUGCACAUCUGAUGAGUUUCCGGAGAAAUCGAACAUGAAACCCACCGUGAAGCGAGAGGCUGACUUUGAGUCGGUUAAAGCUGAUCAAGAAAUUAACGCGCUGCGUUGCCAUCAAGUACAGGAACAAAACCCCGAUAUAAUUAAUGGAGUUAAGGAGACUAGACUCCGGGAUAGAGUUCGAAGUGGCGGGACGUAUAACUUGUGUUUAUUAGAUUCGCGUCUUUGUGCGAAUGCGACAGUAAAUAGGGAAGAGUACUUCCCCAAGAUGUACAGGACGCUACCUCACCGGCGAUAUCAACCUAGUCUAAUGCCCCUGCACACUCGGCGGUAUUUAUGUGACGAUUAUCCAAUCACUACAAGCACCACCCUGUUCGCAUGUUCAUCGACAGACAAAAGUUACUUCGACAAUUUCGCUAUCGACGUGCGAUACACUGCCGAGGGAUACCCCGUGAAACCCGUUUCCCAAAGUGAUACGACACCGGGCGGAGAAGAACAUUCCGCAUCGCAGGUAGAAUUACUGGAUAGUUUUAAUGAAGUAGGUUCGAGUGAAAUCGCGUCAGAGGAGACAAGGUUCGUGACGGUUCACCCGCAAACCGUGUGCAGCCAGGUUUGUGCGGAAAGUGAUAAAAACGACGUAGAAUUGUGA